Molecule: messenger RNA, 1371 nt
Organism: Cajanus cajan (pigeon pea)
Lineage: Eukaryota; Viridiplantae; Streptophyta; Magnoliopsida; Fabales; Fabaceae
Source: RefSeq, a predicted model, not a curated record
AUGGAAGGUGAAGCAACAUUAAGAAGACUGAUUGAACAGGUCGAGCAAAUGCGACAACAACACGUCGUUGACCUGGAGAUCAUCCGUGCUCGACACGAAACUGACUUAGCGGUGCUACGUGCCGAGAAUGAGCACAUUUGCGCUCAGCUUCCCAGACACCCUUCUGAUCAACCCCCUCAACCGAGUAAUCAGAACGACGAAGAGGGACACUCGGUUUCCCAGCCACCGAUUGCACCAAAGGCACCUACCCACAGGUCUACUGUACAUCGGUCACACGUGCCAACGAACAGGUCAGACCAUGAAGUCAGCAAUGUGCCUGCUCAAUCCCUAGGGCAUAGGGCAAGCAUCCGCCGCCAUCCCUUUGUCGACGGUAUCAUGGAGACGCCCCUUCCUUUCGGAUGGAAGCCUCUCAACAUCGACCGUUAUGAUGGCACUGCCGACCCAGACGAGCACAUCGAUCUGUACGUCACACAGGUUUUUCCGACCUUGCUCAAGGGAGUAGCACUCGCCUGGUAUACCCAAUUGCCAGCAGGAUCAAUUGACAACUUCGACACUCUGGUGAGACGAUUCACAGAACAGUAUGCAACGAGUCAACCUCACCACGUCACAUCAACCGCCUUGGCUAGUCUCAGACAGGGCGACGACGAACCAUUGAGGGAGUUCAUGGAGCGCUUCGCCAGCAUCUCGAUUAAGAUCCGAAACUUGAACCCCGAGGUCACCCUACACGCCAUGCUCAUGGCGCUCAGCCCAAGACCAUUCGUCGAUAGCCUGUGUCGACGAUCUCCCCUGGAUAUGGACGAACUCUGUGCCCGAGCUGCAAGGUACAUUCAGAUGGAAGAGCACUUUACUUUUCGCGACCAAGCUCGUGGAAAAUCACAGGCGAAGCUGGACCACGACCACAAAGACAAGAUGAAGGUCACCAAUGAUAGCCAAUUCAAGAAGGCUGCUAGGGCAAAUAAAGGGGGGAGAAACUAUGGCCACACGACCGAGGAGUGCCACACACUCAAGGAUCGCAUAGAGGAACUCAUCCAGGGGGCACCUCGGACAAUACGUCCAACGGUAGCAAAGUCACAGAGGAGGCUACCACGGCCGAAGACGAGGACGAGGCUGAGGUUCCGGGACUCGCACGGACCAACCCUUCGGUUCUCAGCAAAACACUGGCAGCGCAGUGCAGACCGAGGUGGCUUCACAAGAGGAGGCUCCAGCAGCUCGGCGCGCAAACGAUAUUUGCGCAAGAUCAACAAUGUCCAUUCUACCACCUCAGCCCCGCACCACAACACACCACCAAUCACCUUCACCGACGACGACUACACCAGCAUCUGCCUAAACCAGGAUGAUCCCAUGGUCAUCACCGUAGAAGUCACCAACUGA